Caenorhabditis bovis is the source of this 549-nucleotide messenger RNA. NCBI's taxonomy places the organism in Eukaryota, Metazoa, Nematoda, Chromadorea, Rhabditida, Rhabditidae. The record is from the annotation of a GenBank genome assembly.
AUGAAAUUUCAUUUUCUCGGCGGAACGGAUUGUCCCGAUUGGCUGCUCAACCAAAUUUGCCGCAAUUUCGCCCAAUUUACAGUCUUGCGAUUUCGCACGUUGUGCGCACAAGCCGUCGAGCUUCAGUUGAGAUAUCAAAUCAAUGAAGAAGCAUUGCGAAAAUUCUACGAGGAGAAUAUGGAUAUGCAAAACGUGCACAACUCCAUUAAACUCAUCGGCGAAUGGUUGCUGUUGAAGCCAGCCGGCUUCAAGUGCUCCGCUGACGAUCUGCAAGCGGAAAUGGUGCAAUUAGGUUUGCCAUUAGAGCACGCCGAAAUGUUGGGGAAGAUUUAUAAUCAAUAUCGCGAUGAAAUGGAGAAGAAGGCCGCGGAGAGCGUGUUCCGAGAGCCCGCGGCGAUGGUUGUCGACAAAACAGACGACGGCAUUUCGCUCGAAUCUCUUGGCAAAAUCACCAAAAUCACAAUGAGCAAGAAGCAAAUGAACGAGUUGACGCAAGAAAUGCUCGACGCGCACAAAACAUUACGAGAACUAGUGAUAAAGUCGAAAUAA